CGAAUUGCAUUGUCAUUCGAACUAAAUCCAUCAUGCCAGAACCGGUAGCAGCCCCCACCGAAGCCGUUCCCGUGCCACCACCGACAGAAGCCGAGGAAAAGCCGAAAUUGAAGCCAUGCUGCGCUUGUCCAGAGACCAAGAAAGCCAGAGAUGUAUGUAUAGUGGAGAAGGGUGAGGCAGAGUGUGGAGAUCUGAUUGAAGCUCACAAAGACUGCAUGAGGAAAAUGGGCUUCAAUAUAUAACAACUGGACAAGACCCACAAGAAAUGAUGUCUCCAGGAACUUGCGGUUGAGCCGUGAGAUCUAGAAUGCAUGGCAGAUCAGAGAUUAUCUGGGAUAAAGCAGGAUUUAUUCGUCAAUUUAUUCAUCAAUUUAUUCACGUUUUUUGGGGUUGUUUUUGUUUUGGUUUAAAUUAACUUUGUAUGUUGUGGAAAAUUUCCAUUUUUAUGUCAUUAAUUUCAAAGCAGGUGAAAGCUACAUAAAAUGAUACUUUGCUGUAAUUUCAUUUAUAAUGCCUUUUUUUUUUCAAAUUGAGUGACUAAGAUCCAUUAACAUUUAGCAGGGUACAAAAAAGGCAAGCCCAAAAUUUCAUAAACCUACCUUAGUUUAAAAAUAAUGUGAUGUGAUUUUCUAGUAAUUUUUUUCAAAGCAGCUUUGGCCUUUUAACAAAUGAAUUUUUCAAUUUAUUAGCACGAUCACCUUACAAAUAAAUUACAAGAUUUAUCAGGAAUUUGUAGUAUAAUGUGUAAUGUGCCAUGGAUAAUAUUUCCUUCAUAUUUGUUCCUCUUUUUUUUUAGGUUGAAUUUCUCAAAUGAAUGCUUUUGGAUGCUUUGGUAUCGAAAACACAACUUUGAGCAUUUACUCUAUGAAGUGAAUUUCACGGAGAUUCAUUUUGAAAGUAAUAUGAUCAUUUAUGAUGAUUGCAACAUCCUUUCCAUAAAAGAUAUGACUGCUGAAGUUCGAUCACCAAAAGUCUUGAAUUGAAAAAGCAAAUCUGUGUGUGUGUGUUUACUAUUUAGUUCAUAUUUUUGAAUUUUAAUCAACUUUUUUUGGGGUGAUAUGUAUAAUUAGAAUGUAGCCAAUUUUUUUGACUAUGCAAUAAAUCAGGUUUUAAAUUACAUGUAAAAUACACUUCAUAAAACUAUAUCCGCUUCUGGUGUUUCAUAUUCUAAAAUUCUUCAGAAAAUGCACUUUCGUUUUAAUUGAUGGUGGUCUCUGAAAAUUAUUCAGGACGCCUGCUCUGAAUUUUCUUAUAAAUCAGGGUACGUUUUGACAUGCAUGGUUGUUUUUUUUCUGAAAGGAAGCAUGCAAUAUGAAUCCGUUCAACCAUGUCGGUACACUGCCUGCAAAACUGAGCCAUCGAUUUUUAUGAGUUCAUACUUGGACUCGUUCAAAAAUGGAAGGUUUUUCCAUUGUAGUUUUGUUUAUGUUCUCUCAGCCGCACAUUUUAAAUGAAUUUGAAUUUAGCUUCGGUUUGAUUUACACCUGUCCACUCUUUAUAGUUUAAUAUAAUGUGAACAUCUAGAUCUGCGAAUCUGUGCUUUUACAUGUAACUUCAGAGGUAUAUUUAUAAAAUAAAUGUUGACUUGAAGAAGAGU
Molecule: messenger RNA, 1597 nt
Organism: Patiria miniata (bat star)
Lineage: Eukaryota; Metazoa; Echinodermata; Asteroidea; Valvatida; Asterinidae
Product: cytochrome c oxidase copper chaperone-like
Exons: 3
Coding region: 33-242 (69 amino acids)
Biological process (GO): mitochondrial respiratory chain complex IV assembly
Cellular component (GO): mitochondrial intermembrane space
Molecular function (GO): copper chaperone activity; copper ion binding
Source: RefSeq, a predicted model, not a curated record